AAGGGAUUCCGUGCGGUCUUCACUGUUUUCAGCAUUAGUCACGAAAAUGCCGCUGAACGACAAGCAUCUCAUAUCACUAGUGCAGGCAAAUAAGGAAUUAUAUGAUAAGGGUAAUCCUUUCUAUAAGUUCCAGGAAAGGAAAAAGUUGAUAUGGGAAACAAUUGGAAAGGAGCUGCGCACAAGUAGUGAACUAUGCAAACGGAGGUGGUUAGCUCUCCGCGAUCGGUAUGGCAGGGAAGCCAGGAAAACUGAGGCACUAUCAAUCAGUGAAGCAGAGUACCUCAAGCCGUGGAAUCUGCUGGAGAGCAUGACAUUUUUAAGGCCGCAUGUUAUUCCUCGACCAACUAAGUGCUCGCAAAAUGUGUCCCCGGAAGUGGCCUUGCUUAUCCCUACAAUUUCUUAUUCCAUGCCCUCACCGUCGUCUCCAGAGUGUAUUGAGGUUGAUUCACCAUCUCCAUCAACAUCAGGAGCCGAAGCGUCAUCUCCGUCACUUGCUCCACCCCAGUCACAGCAAGCUAGAGGAAAAAAACGUGCCAGAAGUGCUGAGGUUGAAAAUGGAAUUUUAGAAGUCAUCAAACUCUUAAAAAAAAGAUUUUUUGAGGAAGAUAACAAAUCCAACAUCCCAGCGGACUUAUUUGGGAAAAUGAUUGGCUCAAUGGUUGCUAAAAUGAGUGCAACUAAACAAGCCCGGGCCAUGCAGCGAAUAUUGGAGGUAACGUUUGAAAUAGAGCAGGAGUCGGAAUAAGGGUUCGUAGUUUUUUUUUUAUUUAGUUUUAAAAAUCUUUCAAUUUUGAAUUUUAUAACAUAUUUGUUUGUAAUAGAAGUAUUGGUAGUUAGUAAGAAAAGACUAAUUUGGAAUAUGUAUGUAUACUUUGUGCAUAUGCGUAUACCCCAAUACUGUUAUUUUGUAAAUAUGUAUCUAUAUAUUGUUCCUGAAUUCUCCAAUAAUAAAAGAACUAUCUGAUGAAUGAAAAUAUUUCCAAAUAUUGUGAACUGCAUUAAUUUACAGUUGGACUUUAUAUUUGUAAGUAUAUUGAUUUAUACAAAUUACAUAUAUGUAUAAGAUUUCAUAAAUAAACGUGUAGAUGCUAAUUCAUUAUAUAUAUGUAUGUACAUAUGUUUCACUUCACAUGUGUUUGAAUUUCAUAUGUAAGGUCCGCCAAUGGAAAUGUCUAUGCCCACUUGGUAUGGAAAAGCUCCUUCAUUUAUGAAAUGAUUAGGAAACCUAUCGCGUA
This is a messenger RNA of Anastrepha ludens (Mexican fruit fly), 1235 nucleotides long. Its product is annotated as transcription factor Adf-1-like. Gene Ontology annotation, cellular component: transcription regulator complex; nucleus. The record is from RefSeq and is a predicted model, not a curated record. The transcript is spliced from 3 exons. Lineage: Eukaryota; Metazoa; Arthropoda; Insecta; Diptera; Tephritidae. Gene Ontology annotation, biological process: regulation of transcription by RNA polymerase II. The coding region runs from base 47 to 745 and encodes 232 amino acids.